Messenger RNA from Mesocricetus auratus (golden hamster), 782 nucleotides. It is a transcript of the gene Mrpl30, whose product is annotated as mitochondrial ribosomal protein L30. Gene Ontology annotation, biological process: translation. The record is from RefSeq and is a predicted model, not a curated record. NCBI's taxonomy places the organism in Eukaryota, Metazoa, Chordata, Mammalia, Rodentia, Cricetidae. Gene Ontology annotation, cellular component: large ribosomal subunit; mitochondrion. The coding region runs from base 32 to 754 and encodes 240 amino acids. The transcript has 6 exons. Gene Ontology annotation, molecular function: structural constituent of ribosome.
UUCGCGGAACCAAAGAACUGUGCGCCCUGUGAUGGCAACGGCGUGGUGUGAGUGUAGCACUGGGUCCACUUGCUGCCGUUCCGCUCCUUCCGGUUGCGGGGACGUUCGGACUGGACAGAGCGGUCGCGGGUUCCCUCUAUGUAACUCUGAUUGGAAUGCUGUCAACUUCUAUCACUUGGUGUUACGUAUCCCUGAUCACCUGGUGGAGCCUUUAAAGAGAAGAAUUACUACACUUAUGGCUGGCAUUUUGCGCUCAGUAUUUCAGAGGCCUCCAGGCAGACUGCAGACAGUGAAUAAAGGUGUGGAAUCUCUCAUUGGUACAGAUUGGAUUCGUCACAAAUUUACCAGAUCAAGAAUUCCAGAUAAAGUGUUUCAGCCAAGACCUGAAGAUCAUGAAAAAUAUGGUGGGGACCCCCAGCACCCUCAUAAACUGCACAUUGUUACAAGAAUAAAAAGUACAAAAAGGCGCCCAUACUGGGAAAAAGAUACAAUCAAGAUGCUUGGGCUUCAGAAGGCACACAGCCCUCAAAUUCACAAGAAUAUCCCUUCAGUGAACGCAAAGUUGAAAGUGGUCAAACACUUGAUACGCAUCCAGCCCCUGAAGCUGCCACAAGGACUUCCCACAGAAGAGACCAUGUCUAGCACGUGCCUCAAGAGCAAUGGGGAAUUGGUAGUACAGUGGCAUCUGAAGCCUGUGGAGCAGGAAGCAAAGUCUGAUGCCACACAGCUGCAGGUUACAAAUCGCAGUUGCUGAGGAACUCAUUAAAGUGUAUUUCAAUCCA